GUUUAACCAAAAAUGAAGUUACUAAUCCUGUUCUUAGCCGCAUUGGGCGCAGCCUCCGCACGAAUAAGGGGACACACUAUCAAAGGAUGACGAGGAUGUCCAAGUGAAUCACCAGCUAAAGCAAGGAUAUUAUGUAUAUCUAAGGAAAUCAAAUAAACUUGCAUGCUCUAAAAAC
Molecule: messenger RNA, 175 nt
Organism: Drosophila melanogaster (fruit fly)
Lineage: Eukaryota; Metazoa; Arthropoda; Insecta; Diptera; Drosophilidae
Gene: Acp98AB
Product: accessory gland protein 98AB
Exons: 1
Coding region: 13-90 (25 amino acids)
Biological process (GO): signal transduction
Cellular component (GO): extracellular region
Source: RefSeq, marked reviewed